AUGUUGCAGAAAUAAUUAAACAACUACAUAUAUGAGGAAAGAAACAUAGGUGGUGGAUAAUUCAGUGAGGUGUUUUUGGGAUUUGAGAUUUAUACUAAGGAGAAGGUAGCUAUUAAACAAAUCGAUUGUUCAAGAAUGAGAGAUUAGGUAAUGAUCUAGAUGAUGAAAAAUGAGAUUGGGAUUUUGAAAAUCAUACCAAAAUAGUAAAACAUUUUGAAAUUUUAUGAUGUAUUUCAAAAUAAUUAACUCGUUUAUAUAAUUACUGAGUAUUGUAAUCAAGGGGACUUAUAAUAGUUUAUUCUGAAUCAUCAAAUUACUGAAGAUUUAGCAAAAGAUUUAAUCACCCAAAUAUUAGAUGGUCUCUAGCAUUGUAAGAAUAAUUAUAUAAUUCAUAGAGACAUCAAACCAGCAAAUAUAUUCAUGUGCAAUGGCAUUCCUAAAUUGGCAGAUUUUGGAUUUGCUUUAUGUAAAAAUCUACAAAAUGGAAUCGAUAUACAAAAUUAUAAUGUUGGCACUCCCAUGUAUAUGGCUCCAGAAACUUUAUUGAAUAAUCAUUAUAGUUUUAAGAGUGAUAUAUGGUCAGCUGGAGCAGUUCUGUAUGAAAUGGUAUUUGGAUAAUAGCCAUUUAGAUCACAAACAGAGCCAGAACUAGUGCAAAAACUCAAAGCUUAUAUUAAAAGAAUGGAUUACUUUAUUAUCCAUUCAAGUGUUCUCGUUUUUUGGAUAUUCUGA
Molecule: messenger RNA, 732 nt
Organism: Paramecium tetraurelia
Lineage: Eukaryota; Ciliophora; Oligohymenophorea; Peniculida; Parameciidae
Exons: 4
Biological process (GO): peptidyl-serine phosphorylation; autophagy; autophagosome organization
Cellular component (GO): autophagosome; cytoplasm
Molecular function (GO): protein serine/threonine kinase activity; ATP binding
Source: RefSeq, a predicted model, not a curated record